AUGUCGUCCAGUAACUCGAGCCUUCAAUACAGCGCAAGUGAUGACACAGUUCACUGUGUCAGCCAUACGUUCAAGUUGGUAUCAACCAUCGCCAUUUGCUUUAGUGGCUGUUUCAUGAAUGGAUCUAUCCUUCUCGUCCUACUCCGAAAACCACAGCGGUCGAUUGUCAACACAAUCCUUUUUCAUUUGGCUCUCUCUGAUAUGGUUGUAUUUCUAGCUAACGGUCCAUACCUCUUCCUAUCCUACUUUGACCAGAAACUGGCGUUUUCUUCACUGCUAUGCCAAGUCGGUGCCUUUAUUGGCCGUUUUACCACUGCUGUCUCUAUGCACCUAUUGACGGUGAUGUCUCUAAGUCGUUUCUACAGUUUGUUAAAACCUCUAGAAUAUCGUGUCCGUGUAACAGCUACUAAAGCCAAAAGGGUGUGCAUUGGAGCUUGGGUGAUAACCUUUUGGCAGUCUCUGACUCCUGUUCUUGGAUGGGGCAAGUACACAGUGAUAAAGGGGCAGUGCUAUUGUGCGUUGGACUCCUCUGAACACAUGUCUAAUUGGUUUGCUCAUCUACUGCUGGCUUUUGCCAUACCUUUGACCUUAAAUGCAUGGAUCUUUGCACGAACCUUAAGGCUGGUAAAUUUUAAAAUUCGCGAUGCGAAAAAAGGUAGAAUCUCAGGAGGACCAGAAAAGAAGGAGACAAGUCUUUUAAAUAAAGGGGAGCGAGAGUGUACCAGCUCUGUAGAUAAUGAGAGAAAUACUGGUAAUGUCCUGCCAAAUAAAUAUGCUAGUGUCAACAACCGAAACUUAGGUAACAUGGACAAGGGAACCAGGGCAUUUGAGGAAGAAGGAGCCACAAAUAACCCAGAUGAUAUCAAAAUAAAAGCCAGGAUUAAUGAGCACCAGUACAAAUCAGAAGAAAUGGCAGUCGUUAUUCAGGGCUUUGUGGCAAUAGUCAACGAGGAAAACAAAAAAGAACCUGAUGAAUUCGUGAAUCAAAGUAUUGAAGACGAAGGAGCCACAAAUAACCCAGAUGAUAUCAAAAUAAAAGCCAGGAUCAAUGAGCAGCAGCACAAAUCAGAUGAAAUGGCAGUCGUUAUUCAGGACUUUGUUGCAAUGGCCAACGAGGAAAACAAAAAGAAACCUGAUGAAUUCGUGAAUCAAAGUUUUGAAGACGAGGGAGCCACAAAUAACCCAGAUGACAUUGAAAUAACAGCCAGGGUUAAUGAGCAGAAGUACGAAUCAAUUGAAAUGCCGGGAGUCGUUAUUCAAGGUAUUGAACAAGAAAAGCAAACAGAACUCUCAACUACUGACGAUAAAGAUCAUGAGAUUUCGGUUAGUUCAGUCGAGAAAAGCAGCUGCCAUCACGAAAACAAAAGGCAGCUUAACCGAAAACAAAUCCAACAAGAAGAAGGCUCAAACAAGAUGAAAAAAAAGCAACAUAAUGAAAACAAGACGUGCAAAUUAGUAGAACUGAAAAAAGAGCUGAAAGCCAAUGUUAUCAUUAGUCUAUUGUUUACGGCCUACGUUAUAGGAUGUGGCCCCACUUAUGUAGUCUGGACCUGGUUCGCAUUGGAUCCAAAGUCAGUCCCUCGAACGGCCUUUCUCUCGUUUCGCUUUCUUGCUGGAAUUCAGUCAGUCAUAAAUCCCUUUAUUUAUGGGUUUAUGAAUAGUGAGAUUAGAGCUGAUGUUUUGGCGUUGUGGAAAAAUGCGAGAUGCGUUUUUAGGAAACAAUAG
Messenger RNA from Actinia tenebrosa (Australian red waratah sea anemone), 1725 nucleotides. Its product is annotated as probable G-protein coupled receptor 101. NCBI's taxonomy places the organism in Eukaryota, Metazoa, Cnidaria, Anthozoa, Actiniaria, Actiniidae. The record is from RefSeq and is a predicted model, not a curated record.